Molecule: messenger RNA, 1635 nt
Organism: Blastocystis hominis
Lineage: Eukaryota; Bigyra; Opalinata; Blastocystidae
Biological process (GO): positive regulation of TOR signaling
Molecular function (GO): protein binding
Source: RefSeq, a predicted model, not a curated record
AUGGCCACAGCCACUGCCACAGGAAACAUCUUCCUGUGGGAUUUCAAUUACGAUCGAAAUUCAAAGUCGCGCUCGCUGCUCGGCUCCUAUCAAUCCGCAUGUCAGGGACUGAGUUGGAACAACAAAGACACGAAUUUGCUGCUCUCCUGUUUCCAAGAGGGCGUGAUUCUCUUAUGGGUUCACAAUCACUUUUUUAUUCAUUCAUUCGACCGCAGACAAGAGCAGUACGCUUCCAAAUGGUCUUUAAACAGCUCCUCCUCGGGAGUCUCCUACGUCAAGUUCGAUCCAUUCCAUCCCAAUCAUUUCUGUUGCAUUCACGACGAUAAAACCAUCAAGCUUUUCGAUAUGGCCUCCACGUCGCUGAACCACAUUUUCUGCUACGAGGCCACGGGCACGAUCACCACCAUUCACUACAAUCCAUACAAGCCCAACAUCAUGGCUGCAGGCACCGCCAACAAGUCCAUUCUGCUCUUCUACACUGCCUCGCACAAGCUCAGCAAUCUCUACGCUUCGUUUUCGCAUCUGCCGGGCCAGCAAGACUACUGUCCCGAAGGCAUUCGCACCGAAUUCGAAAUCAAAGACAUCAGCUGGAACCCGCAGAACCCCAACGUUUUGGCCGCCUGCGGCAUGGCCGACGGAAGUGCCGUCGCUGUGUGGGACAUUCGCCGCCCGAGUUUGCCCUUCCGAUUCCUCUCGCAAACCCAGAAAAUCAACGAGGUCUGCUGGAUGACGCAUCCCGGAUCGACCUCCAGCGAGGAAUAUCUCUCCGUUCUGCAGCAGCGAGGCACCGAGACCUCCAUCGACGUGUUCCAGCUGCGCUCCUUGCCGCUCUUCUCGUCGAUCGUCUGCAUGAGCGCGCUCUCGAUUACCAACUACCAGAAAAUCGCCGUCGUUUUGAACGCCACGUCGCGCGAGAAGCCGCACAUCCCGCUGGAUCUCAAAGAAAACCAGCUGUUUUCGCUCACCGGAGAGAACUCCAUUCUCGUCGUGCAAACCAUCGAUCCUUCGGAUGCCAUCGAGGGAUUCAUGUAUAAUCAGCAGCGACUCAUCUACCUGGCUCAUCAUUAUCGCGUUCUUCCCUGCGAGGGCUGUCAAUCGACCGCUGAAUUGUGCAAAUACAACGCGGAUAUCUGCCGCUCUUGCUGCAUGCCCGCGAUCGAAACGAUUUGGCUGCUGCUGAAAGACUUGGUGGAAGCCAUUCAAGACGAGGACACCGAGACUGUUCGCAUUCGCUCGCACUCCUUCGUUUCGCCCCACUUGACUCCGUCCAGAGGCAAUUCGAUCUCGUCGUAUCAUCGCGAAAACAGCGUCAGCGAGUGUUCCUCCAUCCUCGAAUCGAAUCCUUGCGCUCUGAAGGUCCAGCUCAAUCUCAAGGAAGACCUCUCCUUCAUCCCUGCGUUAGUGCGGGAGGGAGACAUCCAAAACGCCGUUAUGAUUUCCUUCGUCAUGUGGGAAUUCCUGAAGCACGACGAAUUGGCACUCAAGGAAGUUCCUACCUGGGUGGAUGGCUAUCUGGAUUUGCUGAACCGCGAACAACUUUAUGAAGAGGUUGUUGCGCUUCGCAACGUGUGUCAUCGGCUGAAAAUCCAGCUGUUGGAAGUCUAUAAUUCCAAAAAUCGGGACUAUUUUGUGUAG